ACACUUCCCAUAAUCACGACUCUCAUCUUUGUCUCUUUCAAAAAAAGGUUUCUACUGACUAUUAUGUAAACAAAACAAUAUUUCUGUGGGGUCUUUCUCCUUAAUGUUAUAUAUAUAUAGUAAAGCCAUUGUUUUGUUAAAACAAAGCUUAUAUCUUUGAUGCUUGAAUUAAAGUUAAGCAAUGGUGAAGAAAUGGGUUGUUUUUACUCUCAUUUUUUUGGUUCUUUUUAAUGGGUUUUCUUCAGUUUCUGCUACCCCACCUGCAAAAAUUGUAACUUCAGUUGUUUCAAAUGUGGUGUCUGUUCUUGUUAAAUGGCUAUUGUCACUAAAAUCAGAGCCUAAAACAGCUGUUUCAACCCGUUCAAUGAUGAAAUUUGAAAGUGGAUACACUGUGGAAACAGUUUUUGAUGGAAGUAAGCUUGGGAUUGAACCAUUCUCUGUUGAAGUUUCCCCUAAUGGAGAACUCUUGGUAUUGGAUGCUGAAAAUAGUAACAUUUACAAGAUUUCAAUGCCAUUGUCUAGGUAUAGCAGACCUAAGUUGGUUGCUGGAUCAUCCGAAGGGUACUCGGGGCACGUAGAUGGGAAACCACGAGAAGCUAGAAUGAAUCACCCGAAAGGGCUCACGGUGGAUGACAGUGGAAAUAUAUACAUCGCAGACACGAUGAAUAUGGCUAUCAGAAAGAUCAGCGAAUCAGGGGUUACAACUAUUGCUGGAGGAGGAAAAUGGAGCAGAGGAGGAGGCCAUGUUGAUGGUCCGAGUGAAGAUGCAAAAUUUUCGAAUGAUUUUGAUGUGGUUUACAUUGGAAGUAGUUGCUCUCUCUUGGUUGUAGAUAGAGGAAACCUGGCCAUCCGGGAGAUUCAACUAAAUGAUGAUGAUUGUUCGUAUCAGUAUGAUGGCAGUUUUCAUUUAGGUAUAGCAGUGCUUGUUGCUGCUGCCUUCUUCGGUUACAUGCUCGCCUUGCUACAGCGUAGGGUACAAGCAAUGUUCUCUUCCCAUGAUGAUUCGAGAACUCCAAUAAAGAGAGGAGCUAUGGUGGCACCUAUGGCACCGUAUCAAAGGCCUCCUAAAUCAGUGAGGCCUCCAUUAAUUCCUGCCGAAGAUGAACCAGAAAAAGUGGAAGAGGGCUUCUUUGGUUCAAUUGGUAGGCUUGUCCUUAAUACGGGUUCGACCAUGGCUGAAAUAUUCGGGGGAUUAUUUUCUGGAUUCAGAAGGAAGCCUCAGUAUUAUCAGCUUCAACAUCAGUACCAGCAGCCAACCAUGCAUUCAAGAGGAUGGCCUAUGCAAGAGAGCUUUGUCAUUCCCGAUGAAGAUGAGCCCCCGUCCUUAGAUACUCGAACACCAACACCGAAGAGAAGUUACCCAUUUCCGGCGAAAGACCUUGAAAGAAAACACCAUGUCAAGCAAAGCAGGCCUCACUAUAAUGGAUGGGAUGCUGAUUAUCCGCAACAGCAGCAAAUGCAGACGCAUCAACAUCAUCGACAGCCACCACCACAGCAGCAGCAGCCGCAGCAACAACAGCGUCUGCAGAAGCAUUAUUCAACAAAUUCACAAACAUAUUAUGAGAAGAACUGUGAGACAAACGAGAUUGUUUUCGGGGCAGUUCAAGAACAGGAUGGAAGGCGUGAAGCCGUGGUGAUAAAGGCCGUAGACUACGGGGAUACGACUUAUAGUCAUCAUAACCUUCGACCUCGUUUGAAUUAUAUGGGAUACUCCCAUGGCUAUUGACCAUCUGGCUUAUAACUUUACUCAUAAUCAAAUGACAGCAGAACAAAAGAAGUUUCAAAGUUCAUAUCUAUGCUAUGAACAUGGGGAGAUGUAGGACUAUGGAUGAUGAAGGUUUUUUUUUUUUUUACUUGGGAUAUGUUAGUUUCCAUGUUUGUUUACAUAGAAGGAUGUAAAAUAUGUUUUUCUGUUUGAUCUAUAAAUCAAGAGAACCCUUUAGAUUUUCUUUUUCAUUUGAAAUUGGUUUGAUUUUUGUUAGAAUAGUGUUGGAUAUUUGAGUUGAUAUAUUUAGUUGGUUAAAUUCUGCUA
Messenger RNA from Gossypium raimondii (Peruvian cotton), 2032 nucleotides. RefSeq lists its product as uncharacterized. The record is from RefSeq and is a predicted model, not a curated record. Lineage: Eukaryota; Viridiplantae; Streptophyta; Magnoliopsida; Malvales; Malvaceae. Gene Ontology annotation, molecular function: protein binding. The coding region runs from base 182 to 1726 and encodes 514 amino acids. The transcript has 7 exons.